AUGACUGUGCCGGUGGUCCUCCGGAUCUUUUUCACCUCAUUUACGUUGCUGGUCCUGGCGGAUGGUUCGACUGGGGCUUGGCACAAGCCCUGGGCAACCCACCACGGCUGUGCCAGCAUCAUCCGGCGUUUCGAUUGGCAACAGAACACGUCUGAGCCCCAGUAUCGGCGAUUCCAUGCUUGCAUCGCACGACGGAAGGAUCUGCCGGACUGGGCCGCGAAAAGUCGGCCUUCACUGCUUUCAGGCGAGCAUUACCCGGUUUCGGUCGUACCGUCUGUGAGUGGAGUGCCCUUGUAUUGGAUCACACCAGUCUAUGACUAUGUCGUGUCCAACUUCAUCAGGAAGGAGGGAACCUAUGAGCCCAUGGAGCUUGAAGUGUUUCGAAAUCUGGUGAAGGAGGGCGACGUGGUGUGCGACAUGGGCUCGCACGUGGGGAGCUACUCCAUCCCGCUCGCAUUCCACGUUGGUCCAGGCGGCCGUGUCCAUGCCUUCGAGCCAUUUCGGGUGGUGUUCCAGCUGCUAACAGGGAAUGCUGCCAUCAACGGCCUGGCGAAUUUCCACACCUACAAUGUAGCCCUUGGUGAGAAAUCAGAGGUGUUGCGGGUUCAGAGCCCUGCGCUGAGGCGCUCGAGCAACAUAGGUGCUACAAGCGUUUACCAUCAGGCCAAGCCAGUCUACGGUGAAAACCACGUAUUGCAGUACGAGGGUGAGGAACAGGUGAAGGUUGAGACCCUGGACUCCUUCCAGAUAGAGCAAGUGCAUUUCAUGAAGAUUGAUGUAGAGGGGGCCUUGGACAAAGUGCUGCGCGGUGGUCAGCAGACCAUUGAGAGAAGUCGACCGCUGAUCGCAUGCGAGCAUGGUGAGCCAACGGCUCCGGAGAUCUUAGUCGCUUGGGGCUAUCGCUGCUUGCUCGUCCUGCCAGUGCACGACCUAUGGGUUUGUGUACCGGAAGAGAAAUGGUGGCGCUAUCGCUGGCUUGAGGCCACGGACUUUGGGUAUGGCCCCGCUGCGGAAGCUGCGGAGUCUGAAAGGACUGAGAGGGCUCCAGAACCUCAAGAAGUUCGGAGGAGCACCGAUCCACCGAAGCUGUUCCAAGAGGGCGAGAGCCUCUAA
This is a messenger RNA of Symbiodinium natans, 1113 nucleotides long. The record is from the annotation of a GenBank genome assembly. NCBI's taxonomy places the organism in Eukaryota, Dinophyceae, Suessiales, Symbiodiniaceae.